This is a messenger RNA of Octopus sinensis (East Asian common octopus), 2192 nucleotides long. Its product is annotated as protein DDI1 homolog 2. The coding region runs from base 167 to 1633 and encodes 488 amino acids. Lineage: Eukaryota; Metazoa; Mollusca; Cephalopoda; Octopoda; Octopodidae. The record is from RefSeq and is a predicted model, not a curated record. Gene Ontology annotation, biological process: proteolysis. The transcript is spliced from 9 exons. Gene Ontology annotation, molecular function: aspartic-type endopeptidase activity; protein binding.
GUUUGUAUGUGGCUAUAGAGACGUCUCGCGUAUAUAAACACGUCAUCAGUUUUGAAACACGUGUAUUUGUAUAAACACCGAAGAUGUGUGAGAAUGCAGAAAAGUCCUGUGUUUAAACACACAUGUCAUCGCUAUAUUCGUCAAAUACACCGAAUGAACUGUAAAAAUGCAGGUGACGGUCACAACUUUAUCGGACAAAGUAUUCACUAUUGAAGUUAGCGAAGACUUGGAACUAGAAAACUUUAAAGCGCUCUGUGAAUUCGAAACCGGUAUUCCGGCCAAGGAAACUGCAAUUCUUCUGAAUGGUAGGCCUUUACGCGAUGAUAAAGCCAGCUUAAAAAGCUAUGGAAUCGGACAUAAUGAUAUCUUACUUCUGCAGCAUAUGCGAGGGGUGACAGGUCUCACCCUCCCGACCAAUACUCCGUUUUCGGCGAACACAUCUCAACGAUCACCUGGACACGGUGGACCAGGAUCAGCUCCUGUGAUUGAUUUUGGCAGUAUCCAGAUCCCUGGCGUUGGCCCUUUGCCCCAAGCAUCUAUUGGGGGACAGUCAACCAGCCAAGGUCAUGGAGGUGGAGCAAGUUUCAUGGAUGAUCCCAAAGUUGUGAGAGAUAUGUUCCUCAAUAACCCACACGAACUGGCUCUGUUGAAGGAAAGAAACCCUCCUUUAGCUGAAGCUUUGGUUAGCGGAAGUUUAGAGAAAUUUUCUGAAGUGUUUCGCCAACAACAGAGUGAAAGAAUGGAAAAGGCCCAAGAACGCAUGCGUCUUAUGUCAGCUAACCCUUUUAGCCCCGAAGUUCAGAAAAUGAUAGCUGAAGAAAUUCGAUUGAAAAAUGUAGAAACUAACAUGGAGACAGCAAUGGAGUUUGCCCCUGAGAGUUUCGGUCAAGUCCACAUGUUAUACAUUGAUUGCAAUGUUAACGGUCAUCCUGUGAAAGCCUUCGUUGAUUCAGGUGCUCAAAUGACUAUCAUGAGUCAGUCGUGUGCAGAACGCUGCAACAUCAUGAGACUCGUAGACAAUCGAUGGGCAGGGAUUGCGAAAGGUGUUGGUACACAGAAAAUUAUUGGAAGAGUACAUUUAGGUCAAAUUCAAAUUGGUCCAGAUUUCCUUCAGUCUUCAUUCUCAAUAUUGGAAGACCAGCCCGUGGAUAUGUUGUUAGGGCUGGACAUGCUUCGACGGCAUCAGUGUUCAAUAGAUUUAAAACGAAAUGUGUUAGUGAUCGGUACAACAGGUACAGAAACCCCGUUCCUCAGUGAAUCUGAGCUUCCUGAACAUGCGCGGUUAAACCUGUUACAGAGACCUUCAUCAAGUAUAGAAACUGAGGACCAACAACUAGCUGAAGCUCUGGCACGAUCUGCUGAAGAGGCCUCAGCAAAACACGUGAUGGUUUCUAGUCGUAAGCCAGCCUCCACAUCCACUGCUAUCUCAGGCUCCAAACCGACGGCCACAGUUUCAUCUCCUCCUCACAUUCCCCCAACCUCUCCACCACAAACAUUCUCAGAGGAAGCCAUGCUGCGACUCAUGUCCUACGGAUUCGAAAGACAACAGGUUCUAGAUGAACUGCAUCGAUCAAAUGGAGAUGUCGACCAGGCCUUGGCAGCGCUGUUGGCUAAAUCUUUACAAAUGCCUUGAGCUGGGGGGAUGCGGGUCGUAAUUUUGAUGGGUGACAUUUUGUGAACAGUCAUAUCGUAACUUUUAACAGGUGGCCAUUGUCCUUUUCUUUUUUUUUUUCCGAAUCACAGCCAUAAACAUAUAAACACGUCUUCAUUAAUCUAAUCUCAUUGAAUUUCAAAUGUAAACAACUGAAGAGAUUAAAUAUUCUACUGUAAUUCAGUUGUAGACAUUUUAUUUUGCCUUCCAAUUAAGAAUUGUUAUCAACAGAACUGAUGAAACUAGCUAACAUUGAAACAACUGCCUGCAUCUGGCUUGAUGGCAACAGUUGUUUCAUAGUUUGAUGACAAAUGCUGUCAUUUCGUCAGCUUUUUUUUUCUAUUAUGUCACAUUAACUUACAAUUGUAUAUUUUCCUGUUGUUGUAUCAUUUUAAACUCCUCAUCUGUUGCUGUUUCCACUCAACCUACCAAUAUCUGUUCUUUAAUUUUGCUCUCAUAUCUUUUAUUAAGAGUUGUUACUGUCCAAAACUUGGCUUUCACAUGUGUUGUUUGUCCUGACAUAAAAUUUACAAUUUAUGUA